AUGUAUCUUGCUAAUACUACAAGGCCUCAUAUAGCUUUUGUUGUUAAUUUGUUAGCAAGGUAUAGUUCUGCUCUUACUAGGAGACAUUGGAAUGGGAUCAAACAAAUUUUGCGAUAUCUUAAAGGGACAGCUGAUAUGGGCUUAUUUUAUUCUAACAAUUGUAGCCCCAAUCUUGUUGGUUAUGCUGAUGCAGGAUAUUUAUCUGAUCCACACAAAGCUCGAUCCCAAACAGGCUAUGUGUUUAUAUGUGGGGGUACUUCCAUAUCUUGGAGAUCUACAAAGCAGUCCAUCGUAGCCACUUCAUCAAAUCAUGUUGAGAUAAUAGCUAAUCAUGAAGCAAGUAGAGAAUGUGUGUGGUUAAGGUCUAUGAUAAAUCUCAUUCGAGAAAAAUAUGGUUUGGAAUGUGAUAAAAUACCCACCACUUUAUAUGAAGAUAAUGCAGCAUGCAUAGCUCAACCUAAGGGAUGA
Messenger RNA from Solanum stenotomum, 468 nucleotides. RefSeq names its product secreted RxLR effector protein 161-like. The record is from RefSeq and is a predicted model, not a curated record. The transcript has a single exon. NCBI's taxonomy places the organism in Eukaryota, Viridiplantae, Streptophyta, Magnoliopsida, Solanales, Solanaceae. The coding region runs from base 1 to 468 and encodes 155 amino acids.